AGCGUCCGCCCGUGUCAGAGGUCAGGGGUCAGGACGGCUCCAAAACGGGAUGAGACUGGAGGGAGAUUCAAAAUGGGGGUUUAGAAGGAGGCGCGUGAUGCCCUCGUAGCAAUGACGCAGGGGGCGGAGCUGGGCCGGGACUGGCUGGCGCUGCAGAGGGAGCUGCAGAACUCGCUAGAAGCUCAGAAGAGGCAGGCGGUUCUGGUGGAGAAAUUACAGGCAAAGGUUGUACAGUACAGAGAUCGCUACCAGGAGCUGCAGCAGAGCCAAGAACUCAGUCUGAGCCGGGGGGAACUGGAGUUGGAGAAAGCUCUUCGAAAGUUGGAAGAAGAGCAGCAGAGAUGUGCGAGCUUGGCUGCGGUAAACUCUCUGCUGCGGGGAGAUCUGGUGCAGACCCAGGAGUCUCAUCAGCUGCUGGGGGAAGACAUUCACAAACUGACCACUGACUGGUCCAGCUCCAUCCAAGAACUGGAGAGGAAGGAGGGAGAAUGGCAAGCCGAGAGAGAGGUUUAUAAAGGUCAUAUUCAGGGUGAGCGCUCCCGACUCCUGCGACUGUGGACUGAAGUUGUGACAUUUCAUCGACAUUUUAAUGAACUAAAGACGGCAACAGAAAGGGAUUUAUCUGAAUUGCGUGCCGAAUGGACCAGAUGUGUCCGCCUUCUCCAAACUUCAUAUUCCUGUCUUAUCUCAUGGAAGCCACAGAAUCCUGGAAAAAUGACAGAGCCCCCAAAAUACCUUCUUGUUACCUGGGGCCAUGGGAUAGAGUCAGUAGAGAUGACCGGACAGGUGGAAGGAGCAUCCGUGAAGGAUUCUAUGUUAGAUACAUGUGGACAUAAAGAGGAAUCGUCAAAAUCACAAAUUGAGGCCACGCAAGUGGAAGUACAAACCAAAACCUUGUACCAACAGAGACUGGGGGAGGACCUAAAGUUGCUUAGGUCUCAAUUUGAGGCAUCAGAGCAAAAUGGCAGCUUGUUGAAGUCGCAGCUGGUGGCAGCAGAGCAGGAAGAAAGAACAAUGAGGUUGAAUUUGGAGAUUGCACAUGAAGAAGCAGACACUAUGAGGACACAGCUGGUGGCAGCAGAAGAGGAAGCAAGCAUAAUGACAACACAACUGGUGGCAGCUCAACAGGAAGCAAUCACGAUGAGGACACAGCUUAUUGCAUCAGAAGAGGAAGCAAGCAUGAUGAGGACUCAGCUGGUGGCAGCAGAACAGGAAGCAAGCAUGAUGAGGACUCAGCUGGUGGCAUCAGAAGAGGAAGCAAGCAUGAUGAGGACUCAGCUGGUGGCAUCAGAAGAGGAAGCAAGCAUGAUGAGGACUCAGCUGGUGGCAGCAGAACAGGAAGCAAGCAUGAUGAGGACUCAGCUGGUGGCAGCAGAACAGGAAGCAAACACAACAAUGUCUCGAGUGCAAGCAGAGAACCAGGAAGAACACACAAACAUAUGGAGUUUGCAGCUUGACAGAGAGGAACAAGAAAGAACCACCAACACGUUCCAGCUGGAGACGCCGCCAAGGGAAACAAACGUAAUAAGAUUACCUUUAAUGGUGGCUUCAAAGGAGACUAGCACUGCGACAUCACUACUAGAGACAACACUUCCAAGCACGCUAUCGCCACCGCUAGCAUCAACUUAUCUGAUGACAUCACUGCUAGAGACCACGCCUCUCGAAACUAGCAAGCUGAUGUCACUGCUGGAGACAACUCGACAGGACGUUAGUAUGCCAGGGCAGGCAGUAGAUUUAGCGGAGAUGUCACGUGCGGACCUAUUAGGCGACAAGGCGCAGUCAAGAUUACAAUUCAUUCUAUCAAAAGAGGACUUAAUUAGGUCGUCGGAGCCCGAGAUAAAUUCGCUGACGUCAAAGGUUCAAGCAUCUGAGCAGGAUGCCCAUUCAUUAACGGUGCAACUGGAGGCUUCACGGCAGGAAGUGUGUUCCCUGGAGAGAAAGGUGCAGGAAACGGAAACGUGCAGAGGACAUGUUGGAAAGCUGGAAAAGGAAGUAAGUUCUCUAAGGGCGGAGCUGGAAGAGCGGUCUCAAGAGGUGGAGCUGCUGAGGUCAAGCUUGAUGACACAGGAAACGGAAGAAGAAUCGCGACUUCACAGCAUGGAGCGGGAGCUGCAGGAGAUUCAUCGGCGGUCUCUUGACGCUGUGCAGUCCGAGCGCUCUGAUCUACUCCACGAUUUAGUGCUGCUGCGGGAAGAGCUGCUGCUCUCUCGUCUUGAAGCCAGUUUGUCUCAAGAUGAAAGGAGCGGCUUGCAGGGCGCUCUCCUCAAGGCGGAAAGGCAGAUAGCCGAGCGGAUGGUGGAGCAGAGCCGACACAAGGCCGAGGUGGGCGACCUCCAAGACGCAGUCGCCAAGAUGGGAGACUUGAAUCGAGCCUUGUCUUUAGAUAAAGUGGAACUGAACAGUCUCUUGCUGCAGAGGGAAAAAGAGCUGAAGUCUAUCGGAGAACUUCUACAAGAGUCACAGAGGGAGGUUGGGAAUUUACAGCAAUGUGAGGAGGAGCGUUCCCGGCUUAUGGUGGAGCUCGGCAAGGGACAGCGCCUCCUGCAGGACUGCGAAGUAGCAAGAGAAAGCCUGGAAACAGAGUUGUCGUACAUUCGGCUGGAGAGAGACAGACUGCAGGCUGAGCUGAAACAGGAAAGAGAGAGCCUGCGGAGGGAGCAGGACCAGUUGUCUCAGGACGCAGAAGCUUUGAGUCGGGAAAAGUCCACGCUCACCGUACAACUCGGAGUGAGCGAGAGGGAGUGUCUGGAACUAAGAGAAAAGCUAGGAGACCUCCAGAUCAUGAAACAGUGUCUGGAGAAAUCAGUGUUUGCAUCUCAGGAAAGAUCAUCUCAGCUGGAGAUUAGAUGCGGCCAACUGGACCUGGAAGUUCAGACAAUCGCUCAGUCCAAGAAAACCGUCCAAGAUGAGCUUUCUCUCUUGUACGCCGAGCAGGACGCCUUACAGAAGCGAUGUCUCGCCCUUUCUCAGAGGCUGUCUGACUUGGAAGAAGAGAAAGAGGCAGCAAUAGUACGGAGAGAGCAACUGGAGCUAAGCUUGGAAGAAUUAAACACCUUGAGAGACCGUCUGGAGCAAGAGAAGAGUCUGAGACAGGUCACCGAAGAGCGUGUCGAUAAAUUGCAGAGAGAGAAGCAGAAUGAGCUGGAUAAAGCAACCAUCGUACAGAAGCAAUUGGAAGAGGAAAUUUCCAAACUGGGGGACAACCUGAAAAUGUGUCAGUCAGACAAAGAGACAGCUUUGGAGAACUUAGAGCGACAAGUGCUAAUGAAAUGUGAACAGGACCGUGAAAUUGAGAUUAUCAAAGAGACCUUGAAAGAAUGUCAGGAAGAAAAAGAGAGAGCCCUGGCUGCACUGACAAACCAAGCGGAUAGUUUAGAAGAGAGUGAGAGGCAGAUAACAGAACUGAGAGAGAAUAUUCAGGAGUGCAACGGGGAGAAGGAGACUGCUUUAACUUCAGCCGCUCUGCUCCAGUUGACCAUACAAGAAAAAGAACGUGAACUCAAGACUUGUAAGGAGAGCAUAAUGCAACUCCAACAAGAGAAAGAGACGGUGGUCAAUGAGUUACAGCAACAGAUCCAGAGCUUUAAGGAGACUGAGCUGCGAAUGACAAAGCGUAUUGAAGAGUGUGAAGUUAAGAAAGAGCUUGCAGUAAAAGCAGAAUACAACAGUCUCCUGAUAGUAGCAGAAAGGGAUCGAGAAAUUGAUACCUUGAUUGCCAAGAUGAGCCUGGUUCAAGGAGAGAAGGAGACACUCGUUGAGCAGUUCUCUGUUGAUGCUACCGAGGCAGAGCAGAAACAGACAGCUCUAAAGGAGCUUCUCAGACAGUGUCAAGAAGAACGAGAAACCAAGGUGAAUGCAUUGCUGCAAAACGUGGGAGGACUGGAUAAAGAAUUGGUGACUUUAAGAGAGCGUUUGAAGGAUCAGCAGGCAGAGAAAGAGAGCACACUUGAAGAAGUAGGCCAUCAAGCUAUGUUGUUAAAAGAGAGUGACUCUCUGAUUGAAUCUUUACGAUCCAGAAUGGUAGAGUGCGAGUUUGAGAAAGACCAGCUCUCUGUGAAUUACAGAGAGUGCAAGGAAAAUAUAGCAACUUUAAAAGAGACUAUUAAAGAGUACUCGGAAGAAAAAGAGAGAGCCCUGGCUGCACUGACAAACCAAGCGGAUAGUUUAGAAGAGAUUGAGAGGCAGAUAACAGAACUGAGAGAGAAUAUUCAGGAGUGCAACGGGGAGAAGGAGACUGCUUUAACUUCAGCCGCUCUACUCCAGUUGACCAUACAAGAAAAAGAACGUGAACUCAAGACUUGUAAGGAGAGCAUAAUGCAACUCCAACAAGAGAAAGAGAUGGUGGUCAAUGAGUUACAGCAACAGAUCCAGAGCUUUAAGAAGACUGAGCUGCAAAUGACAAAGCGUAUCGAAGAGUGUGAAGUUCAGAAAGAGCUUGCAGUAAAAGCAGAAUACCACAGUCUCCUGAUAGUAGCAGAAAGGGAUCGAGAAAUUGAUACCUUGAUUGCCAAGAUGAGCCUGGUUCAAGGAGAGAAGGAGACACUCGUUGAGCAGUUCUCUGUUGAUGCUACCGAGGCAGAGCAGAAACAGACAGCACUAAAGGAGCUUCUCAGACAGUGUCAAGAAGAACGAGAAACCAAGGUGAAUGCAUUGCUGCAAAACGUGGGAGGACUGGAUAAAGAAUUGGUGACUUUAAGAGAGCGUCUGAAGGAUCAGCAAGCAGAGAAAGAGAGCACACUUGAAGAAGUAGGCCAUCAAGCUAUGUUGUUAAAAGAGAGUGACUCUCUGAUUGAAUCUUUACGAUCCAGAAUGGUAGAGUGCGAGUUUGAGAAAGACCAGCUCGCUGUGAAUUACAGAGAGUGCAAGGAAAACUUAGCAACUUUAAAAGAGACUAUUAAAGAGUACUCGGAAGAAAAAGAGACAUUGUCUGCUUUGUUGCAGUCUCAAACUGAGGGAAUUAAAGACCGAGAAAACAAGAUAAAAUUGUUGAAGGAGACUAUGUUUAAAGUUCAAAAAGAUAAAGAAAUGAUCUGUAGUGAUUUAGCGUUUCACACCAAAACUUUGAAAGAGAAAGACGAAGCUCAUGUGGUGUUGCAACAGACACUACGAGACAGCCAGCAAGAAAAGGAGCAUCAACGACUAGCUAUAGAACAGCAGAAAAGUGAGAUUAUGAGCCUGGAAGAGAAGUUACGGAGGUGCCAACAUGAUAAAUCUGUGGUAGAAGCUAGAAUGGAACGUUUAGCAUUGCAGAAAGACGCCAUAGAGAAGGAAGCAAAUAUGGAGGAAAAACUUUUGAGGGAAAAAGUGUCGGAGUAUUCUCAGGCCUUAAAGGAAAAAGAACUAGCGGUUGAAAUUUUGGAAAGGAAGUAUGAGAGAGAGCGGGAAUCGCUAAAUAGGAAUGAAAGAGAAUUACAGGAAUGGGGAAGACUUGAGAUCAAAAAUACAGAUUUGGAGAGGAAACUAUCAGAGGUCUUAAAUGAAAGACAGCUGGUUGAGGAACAGAGGGAAAGGGACAACAAGGCUUUUAAAGAAAGGUUACAAGAUUUAUCCCGGACUUUGCUAGAGAAAGAGUCUGAGGCUGAUAGAGAAAGAAUGCAGUUAAACAGGGUUAACAGUGACUUGGAUGUUAGAGUCAAAGAGCUGUUACAUAUCCUUAAGGAGAAAGACUUUCAAGAACAAAAGAAUAUAGCGAAAAUACAAGAUCUGAAACUGGAACUAGAACAAGUACAAUAUGUUCUGGUAGAGAAGCAAAAAGAGGCAGAAGAUGCCAGAAUUCAGAGUGAUAGAGAGAGACUGACUCUAAAACAGCAGAUUGCAGAACUGUCUCGAGCACUCGCAGACCGAGAGGUCCAUGAUGAGGAGAGAGAAGAGCACUUGAAUGCUUUGAAUAUUAGAUUAGACCAAAUGAGUCAGGACUUAAUGGGUAAAACUGUUGAAUUUGCACAAGGGGAAGAAGAAAGAAAGGAACUACAGAAAUGGGUAACAGAACUUUCCCAGGCUCUUAUUGGAGAGAUGUCUUUAGAUCAAGAAGAUGAUCGAGCUUUAGCUGAUAGACUAAAAUUGCUUGGAAAGGCUUUGAAAGAUAGGGAGCGACAGUGCGAACAAGCAAAAAUUGAGAAAGACAGUCUGAAGGAAAGAGUAUCAAAACUUUCUCAAAUUCUUAUAGAAAAGGAACACGAGUUAGAAGAGGCAGAAGAUAAGAUGACAUCGUUGGGACAGAAAAUAAGUGAACUGGGGCAAGUUCUCGUAAAAAAAGAAAACGAGGUAAGGAAUGAAGCGCUAAAUAGUAAGGAAGAGAAGUCGUUACUGAGACAGACUGUAUCUCAGCUGUCUCACAGUCUUACAGAGAAAAAGAUAGAGAUAGAAGAAAAGGAAGUUGAAAUUACAUUUCUGAAAGAUAAGAUAAAAGAAAUCAGACAAGUCAUGGUGGAAAAUGAUCAAGAAAUACGAGAGAAAGAUAGCUUUAUCGAGCUAGAAAAAAAGUCUCAGAGCAAGAGAAUAUCAGAAAUUUCUCAGGUUUUAUUUGAAAAGAAAAUUGAAGCAGAUAACAAAGACCUAAAAAUUAUAUCUCUGGAAGACAAGAUGGCGGAGCUUCGACAGGUUUUAAUAAGUAAGGAGCAUGAGCUCAAAGAGGAGAUAACACGAAACAAACAUGAAAAUGAAGUCCUUAGAAAAAAAGUCGAAGAACUUUCACAGACUUUACUGGAAAGAAGUCAUCAUGCAGAUUUUGCAAGCAUGGAAAUAAAACUAUUGAAAAAUAAGAAGGAAGAACUUGAAGGACAGUUGGUAGAGAAUAAAAGAGAAAUGGAAGAAAUAGAAAGACAGAUUCUAGACGAUAAGAUGUCGCAAAGACAGAAAGUAACAGCACUUACUGAGUCUGUAAUAGAGAAGAACAGAGAAGUGGAUGAUAAAGAGAUGCAGGUAAAGCUUCUGAAAAAGAAGACUGAAGAAUUGAGACAACGCCUGCAUGAAAAAGAGCAGGAAAAUAAGGAAGAAGAACAGCGACGCGAGGAAGAGUUGAAAAGUCUGAGGAAAAGAGUGACAGAACUAUCUUCAUCUAUAGCACAGAAGGAGAGCGAAGCAGGUGAGGUAAAGACUAUGAAAGAAACAAUAAGAGAACUCAAGCAAAUGCUUGCAGAUAAGGAACAAGACAUGAAAUCUGAAAAAAGAGAGUGCGAUGAAGAGAGGAAGACUCUACAGCAGAAGUUAAGGGAUGUUUCCCAGGCUUUAGUUGAGAAAGAGCAAAAAUAUGAUGUAGUUAAACUGGAGGUGGAAACUCUGAAAAAGAAAAUUGAAGAGCUAAGACGCCUCAUAUUAGAGAAAGAAGGUAACAUUCAAGAGGAAAACAGAAUAAGUGAAGAAGAGAAGACAUUCUUGAAGCAAAGAGUGAAAGAACUCUCCAAAGCUUUGGUAGAGAAGGAGCAAGAGGCUGCUGAAACAAAAUUAGAAAGUAAAUAUCUAAGAGAUAGGCUAGAAGAAGUUAGGCAGGUCUUGGUAAAUAGGGAGGAAGAGGUCAAGGAGGAAAAGAAACACAACGAGGAAGAGAAGAAAGUUAUGAGAGAAAGAAUAACAGCCAUGUCCCAGUCUUUAGUAGAGAAGAGCCAAGAAGCAGAUAGGACCAAGAUGGAGAUGAACUCUCUUAGAGAGAAGAUAGAAGAGCUCAUGAGGAGGAAUGAAGCAAUGAUCCAUGAUGCAAAUAUUGAAGAGCAAAAUACUAUUUUAAGCCAGAAAGUGGAAGGACUUUCUCAGAAUUUAAAAGCAAAAGAAAGAGAAGUUAAUGUUCUGCAAACUGAUCUGACAUCUCUGAGAGAUGAGGUAGGAGAACUUAAGCAAUCUCUGACUCUUAAAGAACAAGAAAUUCAAAAGAAGGAAAUAUUCUAUGAAACAGAGAAGAGAACUUUAAAAGAAAAGGUGACCAAUCUUGCUAAAGCUUUAGGAAGUAAAGAAACAGAAGUAGGAGAAAUGGUAGGAAAUAUUGAAUACUUGAAAGAAAAGAAUGAGAAGGUAAUAAAUGAGAAAAAAUUACACGAGGAAGAAAAGACAACUCUGCAGAAUCAAAUAAUCAGACUUUCGCAAACUCUGUCGGAGAAGGAGGAGAAAACAGAAGGAAUGGAAAGGGAGAUGAGGCUUCUGAGGGAACAGAUUGAGCAGCUAAGACAGGAUUUAGUAGAUAAAGAGCAAGAGAGCAAGAUGCACAAAGAAGAGAAAAAUGUCCUAAGGCAGAAAGUGUUAAAACUUGUUCACACUGCAGAAGAAAAAGAGAAGAAAAUAGACACAAUGGUUAUUGAGAAGAAUGCUCUUAAAGCAAAGAUCGGAGAACUAAGACAAGCCAUGGUGAUUCAAGAUCAAGACAGAAGAAAGAAAACCAGAGAUGAAGAAAAUGAGACAUAUUUCAGACAGGAUUUGGAUGUUCAAGAAGAUGGAAAGAAACCUUUAUCUGACAAGACAGUUGCCGGAGAAAGGAGACAACUGGAGGAAAAUUUACAAGACUUGCAAACAUUUACACAUGUCAAAUCAGAGACAGCAUUGGCAGAGUCCACAGAAGGCUUAAAUUUGAUUGGUAAGAGAAAGUUCCUAGAAAACCAACAUGAGGACCCUGUGUUUCUAGAGAUCAGCUAUCCACAGGAGGAGACAAAUAUACAAGAGCUGAUAACAGAAAUUAAAGCACUGUAUCAUGAGAGAGAUGAAGCCCAGAAGAGGGAAGUGGAUCUUAAAAUGAAGUUGAUGAAAGCAGAAACGGCACUAAGACGUAUGGAGGCUGAAGAGAUCAAGCUGAGGCAGAAGUUUCUGGAAUCGGAAAAGAGACUUAGAAAAGAUAAUUCUACAUCUGUAGAUGUUGCAAGUGGAAAGAAUGACGACUCUCUGCAAAGGAGGCUGCAGGUCCUGCAGGAGGCUGUUGCGAGGUUGGAAAACGACAAAUCUUUAUUGGAAAACCAAACCCUACGUUUGAGCGAGACACUACGAGAAGUGGAGUUUGAGCGGAGGAACCUCCGGAGGGAGCUGCGUAAGCUCAAUGCUUCAACAUUGCAGCAGUCAAAGGACAAAACACAAGAGGAUGCUGUUGAUUCUUCUACAUCUUGGCCAGGCUUGGCAGAGCUACAACAACAGAUCUCCUUUUUAAAGUCACAGCUGGAGACAGAACGUGGACAUCGUUCCUGGUAUAUACACAGAUGUGCCCGCACCACUGACGAUCUUAUGAGCCUGAGACACAAUCUGACUCGUUCACUGGCUGCAGUGACCUCUGAUACUAGACCUCAGGUACUGGAGAGGGAAACUAUCCGACUGGAUGACACAUUAAACCGCAGCCUUGGCCUUCCGACAACCUGAAUGUGCAUAUUAACAUGAAGUCCCGCGAGGCAAGCAGGUCUCUUGUUCUUGGAGAAACUGGUUGGGUCAGUGAGAGAGCACGGCGGGCUAAUCCGUCCUGGGAAAGGGGUUCUCCCCCUUUACCUGCCUUACAGAAGUCCAGUUGCAUUACUCCAGAAGUGUAACGGUCCCGGCGACUGAUCAGUGACCCAUUUAUUUGGCUCAUUAGCCUCUGUGCGGGAGUUCAAAGAUUCAGCAUGGUUGAAAAUGAUGUCUGUUACAGGAUUCAGUGAUGAUGUGUGAUUGGUGUGUGUUGUAUGUUGGCGCUGCAUGUAAGAGAUGGGAAUUUAUUAUCGGGGAGCAGCGGAUGCAAAAAUCAAUUGAUGUCAAUGUCCCAUGGUGACCACACACAGGCUUGGUUGUGAUGUGAAGUUUACAGACUCUUAGGUACUGCAAAGGGGUCUGAACUCAACCUAUUUGUCAUUAAAAAAAGGAAAUGUUUGGAACUUCCAACAUAAUACAUACUUUUCUCUGUGAUAUUCCCAAGUAUCAGUUGGAGACGUAAUUAUUUGACAAGAUUUUUAGACAUCAGAAAGUGUCUUAACAUAAGUUUGCAGUGUCACACCACCAUUUAUUGACUAGGGUCUGUAUCUGAUAGGAUGCACUAGAUCAACUUUGUAGACUCUGAUCAUUGCACAAAAUAGUGUUUUAUAAAGUCAGGUUGUGAUGUUCAGUAUGGUGUUCUGAUCUUAGAGGAAUCGGUUAUAAUACGCGUAUGUGAUACAGGUACCGCAAUGGGGUCCGACCCUAACCCUUUCUUGAAAUGCACUGCUGCUGGUCAUCAGAAGCACUCGCUGUUUUACUGUAUGUAGCUUACGUUAAAAACCAAGCUUAUAGCAUCACAUUAUUGUGCUGGUGGUAAACCCUGAGGUUGUCAUCUCUUAUGUGUGUACGAUUCCAAGUAUCGGGUAGCUGUGUCGUCUCAUAUUAAGCUUCUGGUUGCCUGGUGUAGACAAUCUUGACAAUUUCUCUCUGUUUUUGUGGGCAGAGGGGUUCCCUCAGUAGCCAAGUUGCUUUAAACCUAUACUUGUAUACUAGGGAAUUGCACAUAGCAGUUUAUUUUGAAUGACUACCUAUAUGAAUCAAAGAGGAGAGGAGGUGUAUGUUGAAUAUCAAUCUGUGUACAACUGCAAGACAGACAUGUGACCCCCUCCCCCUCAGUGAUCGCAGUGACAAUCCGUUCAUGAAACAGGGCGUUGUGUGGCUGUUGGGGUUGGACACGUACUACAGAGAGAGAUUGCGGGGACCACAUGUGUGAUUGUAACAGGGACUCAUGGAUAUGUAUGAAAUUGUUGUGAACCAUUUAAAGGGUAAGUCCAUCCAGUCUGUAAAUUCACACUAAACAAUCUUAGUGGAAAUACAGGCUGGGAUAUAGGAGAUGCAAUAAAAUGACAACCAUUCUGAGCUACAUUUUCUGGUUCUUAGAACUUAAUAGUUGUCACUCUCUUGCCAACAAAGGCUGCAACCAAUGGGGUGCAGAGAUGGUUUUCAGAAGUCCCAUUUUUGUUUUUAGCAUCUAUUACUCUUAUUAAAGUGGUUGUCAAGAUGCCCCCCCUGAGCUCCUGGCACUUCCACCAUUGGGGGUGCAGGUUUAGAGAAGACGGACUUGCAGCAACAUCUGUGGAAAUAACUUCAUUCUACGAAGGGUUUGUCCACUUGUGGAUCCUUACUGGAUGGGUUUGCCCUUUCUGAUGGGUUUCUGGGUUACGGUGAGGCUGUUUUCCAGGAUGUUGUUGGAUGAAUUUUAUUUUAUACAGUUAUUUAUAUAUUUAUAUAUUUUAAUAAAAUGAGUUUUAUGUACAGAAGUUGAUAUUGUAUCUGACGCGGUGACGGCCUCCUGCCAGAGAGAGGCUGUGAUAUUAUAUUAUAAUCAGCCGGCUCUACUCAUUUAUGUAUCUCUGUGCAUAUUUUUGUAUUAAUAUGUAUUUUGUAUGAUGAAAUAUAUACCUUUUAAUACCCA
This is a messenger RNA of Bufo bufo (common toad), 11326 nucleotides long. Its product is annotated as centrosome-associated protein CEP250-like. Lineage: Eukaryota; Metazoa; Chordata; Amphibia; Anura; Bufonidae. Gene Ontology annotation, biological process: cilium assembly. The transcript has 18 exons. Bases 112 to 9327 code for a protein of 3071 amino acids. The record is from RefSeq and is a predicted model, not a curated record.